Molecule: messenger RNA, 1242 nt
Organism: Nerophis lumbriciformis (worm pipefish)
Lineage: Eukaryota; Metazoa; Chordata; Actinopteri; Syngnathiformes; Syngnathidae
Source: RefSeq, a predicted model, not a curated record
AUCAUGUCUAAAGGUUCAGUAGUUCUGGCCUACAGCGGCGGACUGGACACAUCCUGUAUUUUGGUGUGGCUGAAGGAGCAGGGUCAUGAUGUCAUUGCUUACAUGGCCAAUAUUGGACAAGAUGAGGACUUUGAAGCAGCUCGCAAAAAGGCAAAAUCACUUGGUGCCAAAAAGGUCUUCAUUGAAGACCUUCGCGCCGAGUUCGUGGAGGACUUCAUCUUGCCCGCUGUCCAAGCCAACGCUGUCUACGAGGACCGGUAUUUACUGGGCACCGCGCUGGCUCGGCCCUGCAUCGCCCGCCGACAGGUUGAGAUUGCACGUCGAGAGGGAGCUCAGUAUGUGUCGCACGGUGCCACUGGAAAGGGCAAUGACCAGAUCCGUUUUGAGCUCACUUUCUAUGCACUUUAUCCUGGGGUUAAGAUAAUUGCACCCUGGAGGAUUCCUGAGUUCUACAACCGUUUCCGAGGGAGAAUAGACCUGUUGGAAUAUGCAGAGAAACAAGGCAUCCCUGUGCCCGUCACUCCACGAGCCCCCUGGAGCAUGGACGCUAAUCUUAUGCAUAUAAGCUAUGAGUCCGGCAUCCUGGAAAACCCUAAGAACCACGCUCCAACUGACCUCUAUCAAAUGACCAAGAACCCAGAAGAAUCUCCCUCCUCCCCUGAUGUACUGGAGCUGCACUUCAAAAACGGAGUGCCUGUCAAGGUGGUCAGUGUGAAAGAAGGAAUAUCCAAACACACCCCUUUGGAAAUAUUUGUGUUUUUAAAUGAGAUUGGAGGAAAGCACGGAGUGGGUCGCAUCGACAUCGUGGAGAACCGUUUCAUCGGCAUGAAGUCCCGAGGGAUCUAUGAAACCCCUGGAGGUACCAUCCUGUUGGCAGCCCAUCUCGACAUAGAGACGUUUACCAUGGACAAGGAGGUGCGCAGAAUCAAGCAGGGGCUCGGCAUCAAGUUCUCUGAGCUUGUCUACAAUGGCUUCUGGUACAGUCCAGAGUUUGACUUUGUGCGCCACUGCAUAGUCAAGUCCCAGGAGAACAUUGAAGGCAUAGUCCAGCUGUCAAUUUUCAAGGGCCAAGUCUACAUCCUGGGACGAGAGUCGCCCAAGUCCCUGUACAACCAGGAGCUGGUCAGCAUGGAUGUACAGGGAGACUAUGACCCGUGCGACGCCUCCGGAUUUAUCAGGAUCAACGCCGUCAGGCUGAAGGAACACCAGCGUCUUCAGGGUCUUCCCAGUGCCAAACAGUGA